GUCAUAUUGAUGGUCGAGGGAACCUAAAGUAUAAUUUCAAAGCAAAAAUAACUGGUAAUUUACUCAGGGUUUCACAUUAUACGAGUAUCAGAAGUAUUGUUUUCAAAAUUUGCGGGCCUGUGGUUUUCAUUUUUAGUAUUUAUAUGAGUUUAGAACAAUAACGUAGUGGCAUUGAAUCAGAUUUGUGAUUUGGUUCAAUCCUGAAAAAAUCCUAUUUUGGUUAGUAGUGAAGUUUCUAUUUACUUUAACUUUAAUAAGUAGCAACUCCUAAGGAUAAUAAAGUUAUAAUUAUUUAUAUAAGUAGCACUUUUCACAAAGCGGAAUAGGUUUCCAGGACACCUUUAUUGAGGGGUUAAAGAUCAAAACUAUAUUUUACUAUAUUAUAUUUAAAUAUUUUGACUGACAGAAAUGUUAAAUAUUUUUCUAUUGAAAUUGAUAAAUGAUAUAUCGUUUUAAAGGGCUAGCUAUAAGCUUUAAAAAAAACACUGAUUUCAGCAUUUUAUCUUUUAUGGAAGUGUAGUUAUGAUUUCUUUGGUGAUUGUGAAAACCCCCCUUCCUUAUAUUUGAAUUUGAAAUUUAAAACUGAAAAAAACGUGUGACUGUGAACCGCUUUCCAAAUUCCUGCCUUAUUUUUUCCCAAAACUUGUUUAUUUUAAAAGAUAAUGCUUUCAAAUUUUCUGGAGACAUUCUCAAUGCAAUAUGCAACACAAUAAACAAGAAAACUUUUAUAUAACAUCAAGACUUUUAUUUUUUAUAUAUUUAUUUGAGGGUAUGUUAAGAAAAAUAUGAACAGAAAAAUUAAUAAUAUCUGUAGGCCUAGGCCCUAAGGGAAAAAACAAAACAAAAUAACUUGUUUAUUUUACUUUAAUGAAUUAUGUGCUUCAGUUAAAUUUUAAAUCAGUUCUUUUAUUUAUGAAAGGUUUGUAGAAGUCUUUUUGAUACAAUAAAGUUGAAGGCAUAACAUAAUAAAUAAAAACUAAUUAUAUCACCAAAUCCAAUAACACUAAUACGAGCAUACCAGCAAUGGGGUAUGUGAUUAAAUUUUAAAAGUUAAUGGCACUAUUUAGGAUGUUCUGCCAAUCAUUUUCUAUUUAGACUUAGACUGCUCUUUAAACUGCUUGGUCUUGUUGAUAAAUCCACAAUCUCUCUUUCAUAUACUUUUUCUUUGUCAAAAAGUGCCUACUUGUCGAUGGAAGGACUUCUUUAAUUUUAUAGAAAAUUUUAUAGAAAAUUAAAAUUUUCUAAUUUUCUCUUGUGUCUGAAUGAAACCUAGAAAUAAGAUCUAAUUAUAUCCUGAAUCUACACAAUUUCUUAUUGCUUUAUAAUAUUAUUCAAUUUCUUUUGUUUAGUAAAACUUAUUUAUUUUAUUAGAAUUAGAAAUAUUAAAUAUUUGCCUUUGUAAACUUUUUUGUGUGCCUUAAAAAAAAUUACUAAAAGUAUAUUAUAGUGUAUAUUUUAAAAGGCCUAACUUAGGGCCUAAGCCUAAUUACUGAUACUAUUACUAAUAAUACUAUUCAAUUCCAUCACUACAACUGCAUUUACUCUUACAGGCCUAAUAAAAGUUAGUAUUUAAAAACAUUAAUAAGGUAUUUAAUUAAAUCAUUUAAUUAUAAAUUAAAGAUAUCAAAUAAACAAACAUCUUAUUAAAUUUUUUUAAAGGCAUUAAUUGAAAUCAAAAUACCGGUAUAUUGAAACUACGGUACUGGUAACAAAAGGGAGACUACUGCUUAAAUAGCAUUUGGAAUGAUCUUCUAGGGACUGGGGAGGGCAGACCUCCCCUCACUUUAAAUUCCAAAAUAAGAAACAAAGAAAUCCUCUGGGGAGGGGAGACCUCUCCCCAAUUUAACAAAAAAAUAUAAAAUAAGAAAACAAUAACUUGCAUUAUCUUUGUAGUAUGGCACUGUAGACGGAAGUGGACCUGGAGAACCUCCGUGACCUAUAUACCGUCGAACACAUCGCCGGCCUUACCGCUAACCCAAAAUCAGCCACUAAGUUGGUUUAGGAUAGCCAAAGUUAUGAAACGAAGCUUUUUUCCUUUAUGGGAAAAUACUGACAUUGACAAAACUGACUUAGUAAUCAUUGGGGAUUGGCAUCAUUAUUCCAUGCUCCAAAAUCAGUUUCAAGCAUCACUAUUAAAAUGUGGCUCUUGCCAUUCAUAAAUGACAUCAAGCUAUUUUGGCUUAUGUUUCUCUCCCCAUCAUCACAACUUUGUCACAAAAUUAAGACACCCUCAUUUCUCAUAAUGCAUCAUAAAAAAAUUGUGACAAUACACUUAUUCAGUACAGUCUCUGUUUUUUGAAUUGCAUGCAUUAUUAUUAUUUUAAAGAAGAAUUACAGAGCAAAGUAAUUGGCACUGCUACACAAUGUUAAUCUACUUACGAUAUCCCUGCUACCCUCUCUGCCCCUGAAACCAAUGUUGAUAGGGCACAAAUUUCAAAAUCAAGUCCCCUUUACUACUUUACAUACUUAACCCUGAGAAAAAGUGUCAAACUAUGUAGUCAAUAAAAAACAUAACACUAAAAAGAAAACUUCAGAUACUUAAAGUAAAUGGAACAAUUACAUAAGCUUGUUCAAGAUAACACUACUUUUAUAAGAAUACAAUGAAUAUUGCAUUUAAAUAAAAAUGUCAGAAGGCCAAGCUGUAGCAAAAAUCUGAUAGACCCUGGUGAGGGCCAAAAGAACUUGAGUUCUUCCUAAUUUAAAAAACUUCCUCAGAGGGUUUCAAAUACUGAGAAAUUGUAAGAAUCAAGCAGCUAAUGGUGUUAUUUCUGAUGUGUUACAUAAUUCCCUAAAUUGCCCUAAGAAUGCUUGUCAGAAACAAAUAAAAAUGUGACGGAAGUACCUAUUUCAAUGGAAAUAAUUCAAGUUAACUUUGUUGAAUUGAAGGCUCCCCUAUCUUAAAAAUUAUUUCUAAGGAGCAUUGAUAUUUAAUUAUCCCCCCCCCCCUACUUUUUUUUUUCUUUCAUUUUUGACAAGUUAUUGCUAGUAAGUUUUAAAACUUGAAAAUUUCACUGUUGUAUAAUUUUGUCUAUUUCAAACAAUUUUAGGUGAAGGAAAUGCCUGCAGUAAUAUAAAUUAUCAAUUGUCUUUGCUGGACAUUUACAAGGAUCAUUAUUAUCAAAAGGUAAGUCAUAGCAAAUAUUCAUGCAUAGAAAACAUAUUAGAAACGCCAAAGGUUAGUCAUAGUAACUUUUCAUGCAUAGCAAACAUAUCAGAAACGCCGCCCAUUUAUAAAGGAACCUAUAAUUGUCUCACAUUUUAAAUAAUUCUGUAUCAUCCAAAAAUAAAUCUUGAAGCUAAAAUAAGGAUUAUAUUAACCUAUUAUACUAAUCUAUUACAUUAAAAUAAUGAAAAAUUACGAGCUGUAUCAAACAGUUAUUGCUUUCCUUAUUAUUUGAUUAUUAUUCUUAGACAUUCAACUUAGACAGUGAGCUAUUUUUUUACUUGCUAUCCAUAUUUAUAAUUUUUAGAUGGCUCUGACUAAUGGAAUCUACAUUGUCCAGGGUGAGAUUGCCCUGCUCAUCACUGCGAUGAAAAGGACAUCUCGCUAUGGAGCGCAUGGUAGACAUAUACGACAUGUAUGUAAUGGCUUUUGUUUUCCUGGGCUUUAACACCAAACAAAUGUUACAAAUUGUACCUUUUUUUUUUUUUUAAAGUCCUGACUCUACUACAUUAUUUUUUAUCAUAACCCUUUUUUUUUUUUACCAAGCAAGAGGAUUACAUUGAUAUGCUAAAAAGCUCAUUCUUCCAACUUAAAGUUGUUCUCAAUAGCAUUACAGGUAAAGUAAUUGAUAUGAUUCUUUUUUUGUUUUCCUGGGCUUUAUCUCCAACCAUAUGUUUCAAAUUUUUCCUUUUUUUUUUUUUUAAAGUCCUGACUCUACUACAUUAUUUUUUAUCAUAACCCUUUUUUUUUUUUACCAAGCAAGAGGAUGACAUUGAUAUGCUACAAAGCUCAUUCUUCCAACUUAAAGAUGUUCUCAAUAGCAUUACAGGUAAAGUAAUUGAUAUGAUUCUUUAAUAAUCGUUCACUUAAUUGACACAAAAAAAAUAGUUGAAACCUUCUCAUCGACUAAAGAAGCUUACUAAAUAACUGUAACUUGUAAAUUUGUAUUGAGAGUUCUUUUUUCUACCUUAUAAAUCAUUUUCAAUUUAAAAGCAAACAAGUCAAAUAUUCUGUUCUUUCUGCAGAGCUAAAUGAAAUAGAGCCCAAUGCAUUUCUGAGUCCAUUUCUUGAAGUUAUCAGAUCAGAAGAUACCACAGGGCCUAUAACUGGUUUAGCCCUUACCUCAGUGAAUAAAUUUUUAUCUUAUGGACUUGUUGGUAAGAAAUGGUUUUAAAAAUUAAUUUUGCCAUGUAAAAUUCCUAUGACAUGAUCUUCAAAAUUGUUCAAUAAUUUAUCCUAUGAUUUUUAACUUUAUAAACUUUAAAUCAAUACAGCAUGUCAGUUAAUUUCUCUGAUUAGUAAUAUAUAUAUAUGACGUUCAGGGAUUAGAUUGCUUUUAAUUUCUUGAUGUGGUUUCUAUGACAUAAAUAAAGCAAACUAGCAUUUAGAUCUAUACCAGAGAUGUGAAUUUUACUGUCUUGAAAUAAACAUUUAAUAUACUGACAAAAAAAUUUAGAUCCUUCGUGUGAAAUGGCUGCUCCAGCAAUAGAAAAUGUAGCGGAUGCAGUAACCCAUGCACGAUUUGUUGGAACUGAUCCAGCAGCUGAUGAGGUCAUUUUAAUGAAGAUACUCUAUGUAAGUAGCAAUAGUACCAUUUAAUUAUUUAUUUUAUUUUCUAAAAGGGCAAAGCAGUCAGAUAAAUGAAAUAAACAGUAGCAAUUUUUAAUUUUAAUAAUUCUCUGUUUGAAACAAAAAUGGUGACACUUGAUGAAUUUGUUUUUUCAUAGUUUUAUUUACCCUCCCUCAUCCCUAGGUCUUAAGAACCUUGCUGUUGUGCCGAGCAGGUGUAUUACUCACCAAUGAAUCUGUUUGUGAGAUUAUGCAGUCAUGCUUUCGUAUAUGCUUUGAGAUGAAAUUAAGUGGUAAGAUUUUUAAAGUUUUUGCAUAAUUAUAAAUAUAAUCAACAAAAGCACAUUCAUUUUUUUUUUAUUCUGACGUUAAGAAUUUUGUUGAAAAUUAAAAUCUCCAGAGCUUUUGAGAAAAUCUGCUGAAAAUACUCUCAGAGAUAUGGUGCAUUUGUUAUUUACAAGGCUGCCUUUCUUCAAGGAGGACCCAAAGUGGAUUACCAAUAUAAACAAAAAGGUUAGAUAUUUUAUAUUGAAUUUACUUUUGACUAUGUCAUAUCUUAAUAGGAUUAUAUGACUGUGAAUUGAUAGCAAUAUAAUGAGUAAAUUUGUCAAGCAAAUUAAAUUUCUCACAUCUGGAAUUUAAAGUAACAAGAUGUGAAUGCUGAACUUGCUUUUAAUAAAUAUCUAAUGAAUUGUUUUGCUGUUCAUAGGUGUUAAAGAUUAUAUAUAAAUUUUGGUAGUUUAUAUAUACAUUUGUUGGUAGUUUUAAGUCAUACCUUUUAAGCAUCAAAUUUUAAAAAUUAUUUAUGUACAAAUUCGUUUACAUCACUUGCAUCUUAAGCUGGUAAGAUUUAGCUAUUUGUCUAGACUGAAGGUUUUUAAUCCCUUGAAAAGUUGUCUGUCUUCCAUGAUUUGAAAGUUUGUACACUGGCCUAAUACAUUCCACCUAGCUGUCAGCUCAAAGCUCAAUGAUCCCAGACAUUUUGGAACACAGUCUCUCUUGAUAAAAAGGCAGAUACAAUUAACAUUACACCAUGGGAUUGACCAGCUGCCCUGAUAGUUUGUUGCAUAAGAUCUAUCGGUUAACAUAAAAGUUGUGCUAAACUUUUUUUCCUAUGGAGGUAUUCUUUAUUUUUAUUUCCAGCUUAAAAUGAGAACUGGUGGUGUGGAUCCAGCAAGAAUGGGAAAAAGAAAGAAGUCUCCUAAACCAAAGACCAAACGCACACAUGGCCCGGCUCAGCCAUCUUCGGAGGCACUUCAAUCUCAACCAACAAUCACUGAGGCCAUAGAGACCUCGGAGAAUAUCCCUAAUGACCCCAGCACUGAAUCUCAGACAGAUUUUGAGCACAUUGAACCCUUAGCAACAACACCUGGGUUUGGCCUAGAAGAUAGAGUUAUAGAUAUCGCAAAAACAUUUGAGGUGAAUUAAAUAAAAUGUUUUCAUGGCAGUAAUACUUGCUUAUGUAAAGAACAAAAUGUUUUUUAGUUAUAAUUGUGUUGAUCAUUAUUGUUUGGUAAAUGACACAAUUCACUUUUUUUAAAUAUUAACAGGCAGCUUCAAAAGAGGAGGAGACUUUAAAUGAAAGCACAGUUUCUCUUGUGGUUAACGAAGAAGCUGCUGCAGAGGCACUGAGAAAUAAUGAUCAAAAUGAGCAUAGUGCUGAUUCUUAUUCCAUUGUUGGACAGCAAUCUCCAAAUACUGCAACCCUCUGUGUUGAUCCUUCCUUAUUGAGGGUAAGUGAGAGGAAAUCAUUUGUUGUCAGAUUUAGUGGUUUUUUUAGUGUCAAAGCAUUCCCAACACUUGUUGUAAUGUCUUUUAUUUAACCUGAAAAUGAAUGCAAAGUUGCAAUUAUUAUUGUAUUGAUUGAGUGACAGAUAAAAAAGAACUUAUCUGAUGAGUUUAUUUUUUUAAUGAGGUUGUUAAUCUAAUCUCUAUAUUUUUACAGAAAGCCCAGAGUGAAACUGAUUUGUACUCCAGUGAAGCAAAUGGUGAAGGAGAAGCUUUUGAUGACAAUGAAUCGAUUCACUCCACUGACACUGCCUCUACACAAGAGAAUGAGUUUGUAAAUCCAAAAGGAGUAAGGUUUCUUCAAAAUCAGCAACAAACAGCCAUUGAAGGUACUGAUCAUAGGCCACAAAGUUUUUAAAUGAUAGUUAUUCCCUUCAAGAUUUUACUGUUAUUAUGAUUUUAUACAUUUAAAGAAUGUUGAUAGUAGAUUAAAUCAUUUGAGUGAUGUGCUUUAAAUUUUUUUAUAACUUAAGUUUUAACACUAAACAAUAUUUGUUGACAGUUUUAUCAAGAAAUAACAUUUUUUCAUUGUAAUUGCAAUGAUUUUGGCUUUUACUUUUCUUAUUACGUUGGUAAACAACGAUUUUGCCACUGAAAGUAAAACAUGGGUUGAAUGUAUUAUACCUAACUAAUUCCUUAUAUGAAGUCAGAAUCUGUCUUAGGAAAUAGUGGGACUAGAUAUGUUGAAAUGAAAGAACGGGACAAUAAAAAGAGAACUUUUGGGGUAAAGCCUUGUUCAGCAACAAAACAAGAAACAACAAAGAAAUAGAGAUGAGUUAAAAACUUGUUUAAAAAAAGUGUCUGUAGUUAGCCAUGUUGUGGAAAAAUGCUAAUUAUUGGUUGAUCCAUACAUCACCACUUCACAUCAAACUGAGCCACAUGAAAAAAUUUGUAGUAGCAAUGAAUCUUAAUGAACAAGGCUUUCAGAAUCUGAAAGAGGAAUUCGGAGCAAUCAAAACUGAUGCUUAGAUCAAAGCUGGAAUCUUUAUUGUGCCAGAAGUCGGCACGCUGUCUCGUGAUAAUUUAUUUAGAACUAAUAUGAACCCACUUGAAUUUGCGCUUGGGAUGUAUGUAUAUUGGUGGUGCAAAAUUUCUUGUGAAUCACAAAGAACUAUGCUAACAGCCUACAAGCAACUCGGCUCCUGAUGUCCCUAAGAUGUAUAUCUUCAUAAUCUUCUGGAUUUUUUUACAACCAAACUUGAUUGGUGAAAGAGAUGAGAUUUCAUCUUUGAAAACAAGAUAUUAAGGCCAACACUACAAUUUAUAUAUGAGGUCUGAUUACUGCUGGUUUCUUCAUCAGGCAAUAUCGGCCACUCACAAGAGCAAGUGCCUAAAACACUUUCGAAUAGAGUUAAGCAGGAGGCUAAAUUAAGAAAUGUAUGCUUUCAUCUGAGUAACAUAAAUGUAUUUAUAUCAGAUUAAAAAACUUCGUCAUAAGAUUCUUUUUCUUAAAUUUUAUUGUACUGUUUAAUAGAUUUCGGCAUGUUUUUAUUACUUUGGAUUUUCUUUUUUUUUAAUUUAAGAAAAAUAACAUAAAAUUUCUUAUUGGAAAUAAGUUACAUUUUUAUUUGCAUUUCAAGUUAUAAAUGAAUAAAUAACAUUUGUUUAGUGUUACAACUACUCUGAGAAUAGUCCAUCAGUUAUAUAAGCAAAUACUAGCUCUGUAAUUUGUUUGCAUAAAAAUUAUUUUAAUUCUCACAUGAAACUGCAUAACUUAAAAUCCUGAUUUUCUACACAAAAUCUAACUUCAGAUUUGGAACGACAAACUUGAUUUAGUAUAAACCUCAAGAUACAUGUCCAGUAGCCGACAAAAUGUUGAUUUUUUUUGGGGGGGGUUCUAAUUGCAGCUUUACAGGCUUAACUAAUAUUCCUUCUUAAAUCAUCUUCAUCAUUAGCUGGCCCAGUUUCCCUGAUCCCUUAUGGGCUUCCAUGUGUCCGUGAACUGUUUCGGUUCCUGGUAUCCCUAACAAACCCAUUGGAUCGCCAGAAUACUGAUGUCAUGGUCCAUAUGGGAUUAAGUUUGUUGAUUGUCGCUCUGGAAACAUCAGCUGAUCAUAUUAGUUCCUACAACUCACUCCUUUAUUUGGUCAAAGAUGAGCUGAGUCGCAAUCUUUCUAUGGUGAGAUUUAAUUAAUUAUAAGAUAAAUUACUGAACUGUUUAAUGUUAAUUAAAGCUACAACACCCUUGGACUUAAUAUAAUUAACCUGUGCCCUAUAAAAAACUUCUAAAAAUUUGUUUGUCUUUCAAAACAGCUGUUGCAGUGCGAGAGGCUGUCUUUGUUUGCUGCUUCACUAAGUCUCAGUUUUCUCAUAUUUGAGUCCAUGAGACAGCAUUUAAAGUUCCAACUAGAGGUGAUAUAAGUAUUUAAGUUUGAAUAUUUUAAAAUGUAAAAAAUGUUUUUUGUGGAUUCUCUCAUGUUGUUUCUUUAUUUUGCAUAAUUCAUAUAUUUAACAUUGCCAUUUACCAGCAUAUUUCAUCUAUUAACCACAGAAUUACUUGUUGCGGAUAAGUGAACUGAUCAUAUCAGACAGCUUGAAGAUAACUUACGAUCACAGAGAAAUUGCGCUGGACUUUGUGGUGCAGAUGUGGAGAGUACCUGGCUUGGUGACAGAAUUGUACUUAAAUUAUGAUUGUGACUUGUACUGUUCCAAUCUCUUUGAUGACAUGACUAAACUUCUUUCCAAGGUUAAUAAUAUUUAAUAUAUUCAGUUUUUUUUAAAACUCAAAAUUGAGUAGUUUUAAUUUGGAGAAGAAAGUAUAAAGUUUUUUUGUCUUUGAGAUGAUAGCAUCUCACAGCCUGCACUAUAUUUAUUUUUUUGUGAUUUUGUUUUUUAUUGUUAUAUUUUUCUUUCCAUUAAGAUAAUUUUUUCUGUAACAGAAUGCAUUCCCCGUGUCUGGACUGUUCACCAUUCAUCUGCUGUCACUUGAUGCACUUUUGACCUGUGUAGACAGUAUUGAACAACAUUGUCACACACGGGCUAUAACAAAAAAUGUAGCUGAAAAUGCAGAAAAUAGUGCUAAAGAAAAACUUGCUGAUGGAGGGCAAUUGGGUGUGUAUAUUAACAAUUUUUGGAUUAAGUAAAAUUAGAUAACUUAUAAUUAAAGCAAGCUUUCUUAAUAUUACCUUUUAUAAAUCUCAGUGUGUAAAACAAACAAAAUGUCAGACCUCUUUAUUUUCUUUUUAAUACACAAGGUGAUGUAAAUUAAUUAAAAAAGAACUGAGCCCUUUUCUUUUGUUGUUAAUAUUAAAAACUGAAAAGUUAAAGUUAUUCACUGGGGGCAAGAAAUCGGGAAUAAAAAUCAUAAUUAGAUUUUCAUGUACUUCUAAAUAUUUUAUCAUUGACUUUUCUUCAUUCUCUUUUCCUUAACAGCUUUAAAAGGAGUAAUAAUCAUAAUUAGAUUUUCAUGUACUUCUAAAUAUUUUAUCAUUGACUUUUCUUCAUUCUCUUUUCCUUAACAGCUUUAAAAGGAAAGGAUGCUAGAAAAGGCCCAAUGAUAAAACCUAAUCGCAUGAUGAAAGUUUCCUGUAAAUUACCAUCUCAUGAGGAGCUUGUUGAACUCAAGAAGAAGAAAAAAGUGAGUGACAGCAUUAUUAUAAAUGUAAUAAUCUUUUAAUAUGUCAACUUUGUUGCUUAGUUCAAAGCACUGACCCAAACUCAAUCUGUCUCUUACAAGGUGACCGUUUCAUGGGGGGAAAUUGAAGUGGGGGGAUACACUUCAAACUUUGGAAGCUUUUUCUGAGUAGCCAUUUUCACUUUCCACCCUAAAUUUAAGGGGGGGGGGGGGGGGGGGCUUGUAUAUUGCUUAUAAUGUACAUUUCAUGUAGUCUGGGAUCUCAAUAAAAAUCUGUUAGAAUAAAAACUAAAAUUGGUCUUUCUAUCCUUCUGGUUUUUUUAAUGUUCAAUCAUAUCACAGAUUUAUCAGACGGGUACUGAACAGUUCAACAUCAAACCAUCUAAAGGUUUGCAGUACUUGCAGGAGGAAGGCCUGCUUUCUAAACCUUUAAACCCAACUGAAGUUGUGGCAUUUUUUAGAGAAAACCACAGACUAGACAAGAAGAUGAUUGGAGAAUACAUAAGUGACAAAAGGAAUAAGCAAGUCCUUGAAGCUUUUGUGCAGUAAGUUAUAUCUCUUGUCCAUUAAUUCUACAUUUUUUUUAUGAAUACUCUUUCUGUAUUUACUGUCUGCAAAUAAUAUGACAAUAAUUUUGUUUAAUUGGGGAAAUUCUUUCUAAAUAGUGCAAUGUAAUUAUCUUAAUUUUUUUACUAUUACUUCUCCAUGGAUUUAAAAUGGAGUUAUGUUUAAACAAUGCAAAGUGACAACCUAUCCUCUGAUUAAUUUACAUUUUUUUUUUUGUGGUAUUUUAGCUAUGCAAAUUAAUUGUUCAGUAAAGAUAAAUUAGCCUUAGCCAAUAAGAUUAGAUGGAGGCUUUUCAACCGUUAAGGUGCUGUAGAAUGGCUAAAUAAAAUAAUAAUUGAGAACCAAGAUUUCAACUCUUCAUAUUCUGACACUGGUGUUGUAUUCUCAUUUUUAAGGGCCUUCAAUUUUGAGGACACUCGUGUUGAUGAAGCUCUUCGCAUGUAUCUUGAGUCUUUCCGUAUGCCCGGAGAAGCACCAGUAAUUUCCUGGUUAAUGGAGCAUUUUGCUGAGCAUUGGCAUGUAAGAACAUAGCUGUGGUUUUAUUGAAUUCCUUUGAAAAUUGUUUAACAAAUCAAUGUCAAGAUUUUAUGUUAUAAAUUGUUUUUGUUAUCGUGGAUUACUUUUUAUAUUUAAAGUGUAAAAAGUAUGUAUAUUGAUGUCUUUUUUUUUUCUUGAUAAUAUUUUAUAUUAAUUAUAACAAAAUUAUUUCUAGAAAAGUAAUGGUGAGCCCUUCCACAAUGUUGAUGCUGCAUUUACACUGACAUAUGCUGUUAUCAUGUUAAAUGUUGACCAACAUAACCACAAUGCCAAGAAGCAGAAUGUUCCAAUGACACCUGAGGUUUGUUUUUAAGUUUAUUUUGCUAAACUUUACUGGGAUUUAUUUAGUUUUUAACAGUUAAUCUGCAGUUAUGAAGCACAUAAUGCACUAACAUUUGAUAACAAUUUUUUGUUUGAUUUAGGACUUCAUUACUUUCACUCUUGUUUACUUAUUACUCAUUACUUUCUUGUUUUUUAAAAAUGUAUAGACCCUAUUCUCUUGCCAUUUUUAUCCACAUUUUUUUUUAAAUCCAAUUUUUGUUAUUAUAUUUUUUAAAGGAUUUUAAAAGGAAUUUAUCCAAAGUGAAUGGUGGAGAAGAUUUUGACCAUAAUAUGCUCCACGACAUAUUUCAAGCCAUUCGGUAAAUAAAUAGCAUUUUAGGUCUUGAUCAGUUUGCUCUUUACUUUAAGUGAACACCCUUUAAGGAUAAAACAAAUGUAUGUGUUAUUUUAGUGUUGGUUUGAUUAAAUAUUUGUGAAAUAUACAAAUUGUUAGUCAUUACAAUUUGUAAAGUACGGGUUCUCUAAAUGUAUUUAAUGACGUGAUACCAAUGUAAUUAAUUGCUUCUGAUUUUUUCAAUGUACAGAAAUGAAGAAAUUGUGAUGCCAGCAGAACACAGUGGUCUAGUCAAAGAAAACUACCUUUGGAAGGUGAGGCCUUGAAAUGACUUGACAAAAUAUUAAUUGUUUAAAAACAGCAAUAACCGUUAUCAAAUAAUGUGUAUGCAUCUGAAGAAUUUUCAGCAAUUUUACCAAAACUGGUAAAAUAUUAAAAAUAUAUUAUUAGAGCAUAAUCAUCUUUAGCUAAUGACUUCUACAAGCUCUGGAUAUUUUAAUUCCUACUACUUGUUUAAAUUUGUUUGACCACUUAUUUAUAUGAGUGUAUAUAUAAACAUGUAAUAAUUGAGAUUUGAUUGUCAAUUGCUUACUCUACCUGUAUAUAUCUAUCAUCAUUGUAAAUAAUGUUUUAAUUUUAUAUUAAAUGUUGAUUGUUACCAAGUCCUUAUUAUUUUCUGUAAAGAUUCUGCUACACAGAGGUGUCUCUAAAGGCGGUGUGUAUUUCCAUGCUCCAACUGGGGCAUUUGAUCAUGAGCUUUUCACUUUGAUAUGGGGACCUACAGUGGCCGCCCUUUCUUUUGUCUUUGACAAGAGUUCAGAUGAAGCCAUUGUCCAAAAGGCUGCGUCAGGUUUCAGGUAGUAAACUUUUUUUUUUUUUUUUUUUUUUUUUUGUCUGUCAUUUUCAAUGUUAUUUUAUUUAUUAUAUUAUUGAUAUUAUAUCUUUUUAUAUGAAAAUAUAUUUUAAAUGUCAGGAAUGUUUCUACUAACCUGUUAAAAGGAUGUUAAGGAGGCAUUUCACAGCAACAACUUCUUGUUCCUCUUUUACUAAUAUAUAAACCCACACCACCUAAGAAGUUUAUGCCAGUGUUUUCAGUGCUAGGAAUCUCAUGCUUGCGAGGGCAGGUUUUAAAGGAAGUUUUUAAAGGCAGUUUUUUUCCAGCCAGUAUUCUUGAUAGCAUGCUUUGCUUCACAGAACAGUGUUCCAAAUAAGGUCAGCCGUCUUAGGCACUGUUUUUUUAUCAUUUCUUCUGAUUGAUUUCUUUUUUAUUUCUCAGGAAAUGUGCCAUGAUUUCUGCUUUCUAUGGUAUGAGUGAUGUGUUUGACAAUCUUGUGAUUUCCUUGUGUAAAUUUACCACUUUGCUGAGUGCUGUUGAGGUAAAUAGUCUUUCAAUAUACAAAUUUAAUGAUGAAAGCCCGUUAUUUAAUAUCUGCUGCUUUUGGAUGCAGUAACAUGUUUCAUUAGCAUCCCUUCAAUAUGAAACUAAUGUUCUUACCUUACUCUGGCUAUAUUUCUAGUCAGGUUGAGAAAUAAUAUUAGCUCUUAAAUGUAAUUCAAUUAGCUGAUAACAUAUUUAUUUUUGGGAUCUAAUAACUGGGCUUAUUAAAUUAUGUCUUCUGUCCAAAUUGAAAACAUGGUUCAGUAUCUGUUGAAUUUUUUUUUUCCUUCUGUCUUGAAUAGAGAGGAACCUCUGCUUAGUGUCACAUCACUUAAACUCAGGGUUUGUGCUAUUUUUUUUAAGAAGAAUAAGCUGAUCAUUAUUUCACAUUGAGAUGACAAAAUAAAAUUAAUUAAAUGUUGUAAUCUAUUUUUUUUUUUUAGAGCCCGGAGUCCAUACCUGCAUUGUUUGGCAACAAUUUUAAAGCACAGCUGGCUGCCAAAACUGUAUUUGGUUUGGCUCACAGACAUGGGGACAUCCUACGUGAGGGCUGGAAAAACAUAAUGGACUGUAUGUUACAGCUUUACAGAGCAAAGCUUCUACCAAAAACUAUGGUGGAUGUGGGUGAUACAUGAUUUUAAGUUAAUUUUUUAAUAAAUAUUUAUGAGAAGACAUUUUCUAAACUAAAAAAGGAAAUGUUUCUUGGUUCUUUAUAAUCAAAGCCACAAAUGAACUAACAUUUUACCCAGUUUAUUCCUGUUAUGUUAAAGGGCAAAGAUUUGGAUUGAGAUUUUCUACCACCACUAGUAGGCCUACUAUUCAUCUUACCAAAGUAAUAUUAAUAUUAGAACUCUGCUUGGGAUUCAGUCAGUAGCUCUUUUAAAAAGUCUUGACAUUGGCAGACAUUUACUGGCCUUUCAAUUGUUUCAAUGAAGUUUUCUCAGAAGUCUUAAAAAAGUAGCAUUUUUUCUUAAUAUAUAAAAAUUAGAGAUUUUAAAAAUUAUACUUUGUCAUAAUAGCCGAUUUCUAUCAAGUUUAUGUCCCAUUUUUUAUGUAGGUUAAAUCACAUAACUUGCGGUGAUUUUAAAUAAUUUAUUUUUCAAAAUUAUUUGUCUGUAUAAAUGCAGGUUGAAGACUUUGUAGACUCCAGUGGGAAAAUAUGCAUUCUUCGAGAAGAAUCUACUUCAUUGGCAAGGUACUGAAUUCAAGUAUAAUGGUAUCUGUUUUAUUUAAUGAGACGAUUAAAGUGCAAGUAAACUCUAUUGGAAAAAUAAACAGUAAUUCACCUUGAAAAUUGGCCAUGAUUAGAUUUAUUUUUGUAACUUAUUUACCAACAGGAUUUAAAGAUAAAACCAUUGUAUGUUUUCCCCUGCAGAUCUGAGACUGGAGUACUAAGUACUUUUGUGUCAUACUUCACUCUCUCUGAAUCUGCUGCAGCCAAGGGCCCAAGUGCUGAGGACCUUGAAGCAGGUAAAAUAGCAGCCGCUUGUGUGAGGGACUGUCAGCUGGAUCAGCUCAUCAUAGACAGCAAGUUUCUGAGAGAGGACUCUUUACAGGAACUUAUCAAGGUUUGGCCUUCAGAUUUUACAAAUCAUUUUUAUUGACCGGAGCGCCAGUGAGUUCUGACCCCAAACUUAAAAAACUCUGACCAUCAUUCUCAAUGGUCAUCAUUAUGUUUGUGAAAUUUUAUUUGAUGUUUUGUGCAUAAAAAUUGCUCAUUAUUUACCACUGAAUUAUUUCAGGCAUUGGUUUCCAUACGUCAAGGCACAGAGGACCAAGGCAGUAUGAAUGGUCUUUAUGAUGAAGAUGCAUGUGUGUUUUUCCUGGAACUUCUUGUCAGAGUUGUCCUCCAAAACAGGUAAUUAUGUUAAGAUCCUACUGUUUUCCACAAUCACAAUUAUGUUAGUUGCAGAUUCUACUUAUCUGAUCAGCUUGUUUAAAUGUUAAUAAAAAGUACAAUUGAAACCAGAAAUUACUGUGUAAAGAUGUGAAACUGUCAGGAAUAUAGUGUACUCUUUCAGAUUUAGCCAUAUAAAAAAACUUUGAAAUCCAUUUCCCUAUAUUUGCAAAUUACCAAUGUAAUGUAUUGUAAUAGGACUAAAGCUUUAUUUGUUCUGUGUUAUGGUUUAUGGUUGCUUUAUAUAUUCAACUUAAUUUCUUGACUUAGGGACCGCAUAGCACCUGUGUGGCAAGCUGUUCGAGACCAUUUUUAUAACAUCAUAGUCAACAGCAGUUCUAACUCUUUCCUUGUGGAGAGAGCUGUGGUCGGCCUCUUGCGCAUUUCCAUUAGACUUUUACGUAGAGAGGAAAUAGCAUCUCAAGUUCUCACAUCUCUCAGGAUUUUGCUGAUGAUGAAGCCAAACGUUGUUCACAGUCUUAGCAGACAGGUAUUUUAAACAACUUAAAUCUAAUUCACUUAGUGCUUCUUUUUGGAAAACAUUGUACAUUUAUACGUAUUUUAUUACCUAACAUUAAUUGUUUUUGAAAAUUAUUAAUGCUUUGCUGUUUUGUUUUUUUUCUUUAGAUUUCAUUUGGUCUACAAGAUCUGUUGCGGACUAAUGCUGCAAAUAUCCAUACUAGUCAAGAUUGGUAUACUUUAUUUACCUUGUUGGAAGUAGCUGGGGCUGGGGCCAAUUUACCUCCCAUCAUGCAAGUCUGUGCUGAUGUGGAUCUAACCGAGGUCAUAAAUGAUGCAGGUCUGUGGACUAAUGAAUAAAUACCUUUAUAUUUGUUUAUCUUAUAAAAUAACCUUCUCAUAUUGAAAUUACACUUAUAUUUCCACUUAAAAAUUGGCUGUUAUUCUAAGAUUAAAAUAAAAAUUUUAAAGGCAAGAUGAAAAUAAAACUAUAUAUAUCAAACUAUAAGUUACAAGCACAACCAGGUAUUUCUAUGAUUUGGAAAAUAGUCCUUGCUUCAAUUUUACAUGCAAAUUAAAAAGAUUGAUCAGAGAAUGUUAUCUUUAAUAUAUUAUUGAUGCAUUUCAGAUAGUGCAAUAUCUAUUGUCUUAUAAAAAAUGGUCCCAUUUUAAAAAAAUGCUUUAUAAUGUAGGUGCUCAAAGUGAUAGUGAAAUCCAAAGUGUCAGUGGUGUGUCUGAUGUCAGUGACAGAGGUUACACCUCAGACAGUGAGCUGUAUGAAGGUCAGCGUCACAGCAGUCAAAAGCAUCCAGCUAGUCAUGCUCACCCUCUUAGUCUGGAGCUUAGACCUGUCCCAGACAAUGGCAGCUGGAUGAUGGUAUGUGGAAUCAAUGCUCUCUUCCAAUGAGACCAAUGCUUUGCUAUGAUAUCCUGUCCAUAUUGAUCAUAUUUUAAUUGCUAUUGGUUAAAUUGAAUUAAAAGUAACAUUUAAAUUAUGUAUCCACCCGGUCAGCCUUUUGUAUAGGUGAAACUGAAUUGGUACCAACAACUGUAUUAUAAAAUGUUAUUCAUAUUUUAAAAUGUUCUGCUUGAUUUUGCUUUUGUUAUGUUCAUAAAAAAAUCAAGAUAUUGUAAUAAAUAUUGAAAUUAAACAUGUUGGACAGUGAAGCUAGGAAAUUUUAUCCCACAACACAACUUAGCCGCUUCCCCGCCCCUCUUUGCUGGCUGAGGGCUUUUUUUUGGGUUAAUUAAGUCCUGUCUCAUAUUUACACAUAGUCUACUGGGACAUCUGGUCUUACCAUUUUAUUACUAGGCUGUAGAUAAAAAGUCAUAUCUGUAGGUCUGAACACAACUUAGUUUGUUUACUUUAAAAGUCUUUUUAUAUUUGGCAAUCUAAUAGGUGAAUAGAGAAGAUCUACACAGCAGCAAAAUGCCAGUGAAUCAGUACAGCAUAGAUUUAAAUGAGAAUCUGCUGUUCCCUGACAGUCGUGCACUGCUUAAGUCAGCUGAGACGUUAACAUUUCUGGUGCGCGACGCUGCACAUGUAACACCACACAACUUUGAGAGCUGUGUGCAUUGCAUCAGAACAUUUGUGGAAGCAAGUGUUAAUGGAGGUAUGUUAAAUGUAAUAUAAUAAACUGUGUGAGCAUAUUAAAAACUAUGUUUCGUGAACUAAUAAAAACCAUAAUAAAAAAAGUGUAAAGAAUUUUUGUGAAUCUCAUAAGUGUUCUGCAAAAUUAAAUGACUUUGUCACAUCAAACCUGGCAAGAUUUAAUUGGAAUCAUUGGUUGGAAGUGUUGUAUGCAUCCUUUUUAAGGAAUAACAGAGCUCAACAUUAGCUCUCAUUUUCCUCAAGACCAUAAUAAGCCUGUUAAUUGAAACAGCAGUUUUUUAACCUUCUUAAGUCUAUGGAAUCCAUGUUCCUGUCAGAUGAAGGCCAUGGAUGAAGUUUUAAAUGCAUUUGAUAAAAAUAUUUUGUGGGAAGUAGUUGGUAGUUCCAAAUUGCUGUCCCUAUCUGCUUGAAGUUUUUUAACGCAUUAACUGAUUUGAACUCUGGGUUGUUGUUUGAUGCUAACCUUCUACCUUACUUAUUCUACUACACGAUGGACUGAAUGAGCUGGUCCUGAUAUACAUAUUGGCUAUUUAAGACAUAAUAAUUAGCUUUAAUUAAAAUAGAAGGGCUGAUUGUUAAAAAGAAUAGUUUUUGAAUUCAUGAAAUUAAUUUGAUUUUCAGGUCGCACUCGCACACCACCACCACGCAGUAAUUCCUUGAGAGAAAAAACACAAGGGAAACGAAAGGUGAAAAAAGUUGCAACAAAAGUUGGUAAAUCCACAUCCACACCUGAACAGUUGCAUGAUGGUUUACAGUCUGAUGAAGAUCCUGAUGGAGAAGCGACACAGAGCAGGUUGGUCAAUGUAAAAUUAUUACAGAGGUUAAACCAUUUAUUUUACUUUGCUACAAUUUACAUUUUUUUUCAUUACAGUAAGAUGUUGAUAAUUUGGACUAACUAUGAUUUAUAAACAUGUUUUGCAAAUAUUGAGGUCACUGUUUACUAUGUGACUUGUGAAAGGUUAGCAGUUUAAUUCACAAUGUGAUUCUUGCUCCGCAGAUAUAUUUUUUUCUGAUUAGGCUACCCAGAUUUUUUAUGUUGGAAUUAUCGGCUUACUAGUCUAUAUAUAUUUAUAUUUAAAUGAAAAUCAUGACAGAAACGAGACCAAGGGAGAUACUUAAGUAGUUUUUUUUUCAUAUAUCAAUCACCCAGGAUUAUUCAUUAUUUAAAGAGCUGAUUUUUUGUUAUGAUCAUCAGCAGUCGCUGAAUGGUUCAUAGUUUGACUUUAAAGAAUUUACACAUAACAAGCAUUGUCAAAGACAACACUAUAUAGCAACCAAUUAUAAAUAAAAAUCAAUUUAUUUCAUUGAAAUAUAUUGCAAAUUAUAUUUAUUAUAUUAUUAUUUAUAAAAACUCAUUCUAAACUUAUCUACAGUAAAGGUGGAGUUGUUCCCCUUUGGUUGGGGCUCCAAAUGAUAAAAUGUCUGUGCAAUGUGUAAAAAUAAAAAUUUGACAUUUGCUACCAGGCCAACUAUCAUUUUUUUUCUUUUUCAUUUCAGUUGUAGAUGUAUUAUCAAUUCCUUUUGUUAACACUAAUUUUAUUGUGUCCAAAUGAAAUUAAAGGGAAUUUCUCAUGAUAAAAUUUAAGUGGUAGAAUAUAAAAGAAUAUAGUGCAUGAAAAUAAAUGUGUGAAUAGAAAUUGCAUAUCUUUGGUUUUUUUUAAUGUUUGAUUUAAUCAUUGUGUUAUGUGUAUUGCAGCUUGCAGCACCUUUCCAUUCAGCUGUUGGAUCUAAUGCACACACUUCACACACGAGCAGCCUCUAUAUUCAGUGCUUGGGCUAAAGAGCAGCAGCAGCAACUAAAUGAGGCAACCUCUCUUGCUGUUCCUGGGGCAGUUAACUCUAAUGGAGGUGCUGGUAUGGUGCGGGUCAAUAGUCAAGGUGUCAUAGUGGAUGCCAAGGUUCCAACUUUGUGGAGUAAAUGCUGGUGUCCACUGUUGCAAGGUAAACAUUUACCAUUUAGGAAUUAUUGAUUAAUUGUGAUGAAGAAAAAACAGGAUAAUUAAUUGAUGAUCUAAAAUAAGAAUUAAUGACUAGUAUUUUUAAAAAUGUUUUAUCCAGAGAAGAAAUUUUUUUUUUUUUCUUUUUGCAAUGUGCUGCCUUCGGUCUGACUCAAUGUCGUGUUGAUGAUGUUUCCAUCUUUUACUGCAUGUACAUUGUAAAUUGCUGUGUCACAAAAUAACUAGUCAGGAUAACCCUAUGUCUAAUUAUUCAAAUUUAUCAUUUAUUGACUGUCAUAUGAACAAUUUUUUAAAUAAUGUUAGUGGAAAGAAUUCAUUGCAGUGAUAAUAACUCCAUCUGCUUUUAAAUAAAAUUGCUAAUUCCUUUGAUGAAAUUUCUGAUGAAAUAAUUGUUUGAUGUCCCCAGGCAUUGCCAGGCUGUGUUGUGAUUCCAGACGCCAAGUCAGAAGCCAAGCUUUGACUUACCUCCAACGAGCUCUUCUAGUCCAUGAUCUGCAAACACUGGAAGCUAUUGAGUGGGAAUCUUGCUUCAACAAGGUGGGUUGUUAAUACUCAUAACUUAAAUAAUCUUGGAGGCUGUGAAUGAAUCAGUGUUUUUUUUGUUGUUGUUUUUUUUAAAACAGAUUACGAUUAAAUUUACUUUAAAUUUUAAAAUAUUGUAAAACAAAUAUUUAAUGUGCUUUAUUUGAAACAUACAUUAGAUAUAUAUUUUUUUUCGAUCUCAUAUUGAUAAAAGAGUUAUUUGUAAUUUGUUUUGGAUAACCAUAAAUAAAUCUUGUUAGAUUUAUUUCUAUGAAUUGUUUGAAUUGGUAUGGGAAUGAAUAUAUGUGUCAAUGUAGUCCAUAUAAUUAUUUUUAUUUAAUUUUAAAUUAUUUUAAAAAAACUUUUUUUAACCCUUAGGUUCUGUUCCCUUUGCUGACCAAGCUAUUAGAAAAUAUUAAUUUAUCUGAUCCUGCUGGCAUGGAGGAAACUAGAAUGAGAGCUUCCACUCUCCUCAGCAAGGUAUUGUGUCAGAUUUCACUGGUUUUUCCUUUCAAAUAUUAAAUUUAGCCAACUUUGAUUAAAUCAAAAGGGAAAUAGAUAUUAGAUGCUGAUGAUAUUCUUAUUGAAAGUGGAAUGAACAUUAAUAAUAAGGAAAGAAUCUCUAAGUAACCAAACAAGUUUUAUAUCACUUCAUUAUUAAUUUUGAAAUAUUCUCUUAAAAUUAGGAGUAAUCAUUCUGGAGCUAUUCAAUUAUAAUUUCUAAAAAAGUUUAAUGAUGAUUAUCUAAAACAAGGCUGUUCAACCUAAUUUUGAUUCAAACACUCAUUUUAUCAUCGGCAAAGGUGCAUAACUCAAUUAGAAACAUACAAUGGGGGGAAAAAAUGGAAGUCGUUGGGUUUUUUUUUUUAAGUGUAUAAAAAAUUAAUUAAGUUCAAUGAUCACAGCCCAAUCUAGUUACUGAUGAGUUCAACUUAAUUAUUUGUCACAACUAAUGAGUCACAGGUUUGUUCUAAUUAAUCAUUAUUAUUGCUUUAUUUAGUUUGACCAUUGUUUAUAAAAAUGUUUAAAAGAAAACACAAGGUUUUGUAGCUAUCCUUAAUGGGAGUCGAUUAGUCACUUCCUUGUUUGGUCACGUGAUAUGAGUAAGUCAUCACUAGGCUGCAACACACAACAAAAGAUACUUCAUCAGUGCUUCCCCUAUGUUAUGUUAAUUAAAAAUUUUACCUUUCGUAAUAUUAUGGAAUGCAAGCGUUUUUUAAAUGAAAUCCAUAAAUGUGACAAUAAAUAUACGUCAGUUAGGAUUAAAGGAAGAAAGUUAUUUCAAGAAAAAUUUGUGAGCGAUAUUCGAUGGGAACUAUCAAUACUAUUAUCGGCAGGAUGUUGUUGAGCUCCGUGCGUGCUCAUGACGUCAUUUGCGUUUUUAUUCAAUAUUGAUGCAGGAGUCAUUCCCCUUUGUUUAUUUUAUUGUUAAUUUUCAUUGGACGAAAUGUAGUGUAGUUGUAGUGUGUAUCGGGCUACUGUUGUCAAGCACUAGUGUGUUGUAUACAGUAUACCGGAAAUCUUACUCGUUUUUACUCAUAUCACGUGACAAAAUAAUUGACUAAGCGACUCCCAUUUAUCAUUCUCUACACAUGAUAGAAUAUACUUCCUUUCUUGAAAAUGUACAGUUGACAAUAUGUUUAUUCCUUUAAUUUAAACAGGUGUUUCUGCAGCAUCUUGGCCCUCUUCUAUCCUUGGCAACUUUCACAGCUUUGUGGUUGACAAUCCUGGACUUCAUGGAGAAGUACAUCAAUGCAGACCGGAGCGAUCUAUUGGUAACGAGCAACAUUUAUUUUAUUCACAGUAAUUUCUUGGCUUGUAAACUCGAGGAAAGCAGUUCUGUUAUCUUUCAAGUAUCGUACUCAGAGUCACCUUCUUGUGAUAUUGUUCCAGAAAAUAUGAUGGCUAUUUAUCACUUAUGUUUUCACUACUAUACAAGAAGUAAAAUAUUGUGUUGUGUUAUCUUGGUGACUAGAUUUUGUUUACUAUUUCUUCUCUAGUCUGAGGCAAUCCCAGAGAGUUUGAAAAACAUGUUGCUGGUCAUGGACACAGCUCGUGUGUUUCAGACAGCUGAUGGAACAGAAUCUCUACUGUGGCGUCUGACGUGGGAUAAAAUAGACACAUUCCUACCUAAGCUUCAAAGUGAAGUUUUCAAACCAUUUGAACCAGGUACAAGUUGAUAAUACCUGAACUUUUCUGUGGAUUUGACCUAACAUCAUUUCUUAUAAAAUGUCUGAGAUGAGUUUUCUCUUCAAAAUCAUAAAAAAGUUUAAGAUUUAUUGUUUAAAAUUAACUCUCCUUACUAAAGUAGAGUUGGAAUACAUUUCAGACACAAUUAUAUUUUUUCGUGUUGGGAUUUCCACUAUAAUAUUGUCUUAUUUGUGGAUAUAAAAUUAAUGUGCAGACGGUGGUAAAUCUUUUAUAUUUUAAUAUUACCUAGCAAAAAUAGAAAGUGAUUAGUUGGAAAAAUGUCCUUCAUAAAUAGGUAUAAUAGAGAAUCAACAAACAAAAAUGAAUGCAUUUUAAAAGAAGAUUUUUUAGGAAUGUACAAAUUUUUUUUCUUGAUUAAGAACCCAAGCCUGGCAGGAUAGAGAGGAAUGAGACAAACCAAGAACCACUAAGUCCAGCUGAAAAAGAAAAGCAACACCAGCAAGAACAACAGGCCGUCCAGGCAUCCACAACACCUGGACACCAACAAGAGAGCCCUAGUCCAUCGAAUGCUCUACCAGAAUAUGUUCCACUGGAGGGAAUUACUAUUGUCACUCAUGAUGGUACAUUUUGAACCAGUUUGUUCUGUGUAUAAGCAGCUGCAUAGUGUAGCUGUCCAACGUAGGGAUAAGUCUUGGCUUUAUCUUUGCAUGGGAUAGUUUUGUUUAUAAAAUGGGUAUGUGUUUAUAAAAAACAACAAAGUCUAUCAUAUGACUAAAAUGAGCAUUGCCUAAAAGGGGCCAGAAUGUAGACGAUCUGUACCUUGGUCUUUUCCCAAAUAUUUGAUGCAAACAAAGUUGUUUCUGUUUUUUCUAAUCAUUCAGAUAAGAUAUUUGAGUUAAAGUGAAAACACUGACAUUAACAAAUCUUUGCAUUUCCAGAUCGUCCAGGUAGCCCUUUAAUGAAUCAACCAGAACCUUCUGCAGCCUCGUCCUACAUUCUCCACCCUCCCCUGCCAUACAUUCCUUCAACGGCAGGAGCUGCAGACUGAGUGAGGCAACUCAGCUGUGUGACAUUGUGGGCAUGUCUUUGGCUGUAUGGAAUAAAAAAAACACUUGACUCUACAGUAACCACCAAAUUGAUGGAGUCAACCUGACACACUGAAAUGAGGGAGAUGAUUUAAACAAAGAAAAGAAGGAAUAUCUUGUUAUCAGUCAAUGAAGUGUUGUGUUUCUUUAAAGGAUUAAUAAUUAACGAAAUAAAUGGAAAAAUAUGCACUGGAUUACACUUUUCUGUGAUUGGCUGGUCAUGUUGGCAUCUUUAACAUGCAUCAGAAAAAGCUAUGGAAACGAUAUGAUUGUAUUGUUUUAUUAUUGUUUGCACACAUAAUUAAAAUACUGUACAUACUCGAGGAUGUCAUUACUUACAUGAGCAUGGGAGUAAGUCUCUGAAAGCAUCAAAUGGUACAAAUUUUUACCCACAUUCAGGGAAUAAAUUUGAUACAUCUUUUCAUAAAUAAAAUGUGUUUUUUCAGCCUAUCAAAGUCAAGUUGGU
Molecule: messenger RNA, 23342 nt
Organism: Lymnaea stagnalis (great pond snail)
Lineage: Eukaryota; Metazoa; Mollusca; Gastropoda; Lymnaeidae
Source: the annotation of a GenBank genome assembly